Molecule: messenger RNA, 1626 nt
Organism: Kluyveromyces marxianus DMKU3-1042
Lineage: Eukaryota; Fungi; Ascomycota; Saccharomycetes; Saccharomycetales; Saccharomycetaceae
Gene: PGS1
Product: CDP-diacylglycerol--glycerol-3-phosphate 3-phosphatidyltransferase
Exons: 1
Coding region: 1-1626 (541 amino acids)
Biological process (GO): cardiolipin biosynthetic process
Cellular component (GO): mitochondrion
Molecular function (GO): CDP-diacylglycerol-glycerol-3-phosphate 3-phosphatidyltransferase activity
Source: RefSeq, a predicted model, not a curated record
AUGUUUCGCAAAAUACAAAGUGGAUCGUUCAAGUUUAACAGAAUACCAGUUUGGUCUGCCGUUUUAAAACCAAAGGUAGACGCAGGUGCACGUUUCAGUAUGGCAACAGUUACUAAACAAUCAGAAAAUGAUAAUAAACAGCUUGGUCAUCUACAACUAAUCGGGAAAGAUGGAUCAAAGAACGAAAAUGACUUUAUUAAUAUGGUUAAGCAAAAGUUAUCGUUUCUCAACACGAAGGUGUACUUAAGAAAAGGAGAGAUAGAAAUCCUAAGUAACCCAUCAGAGUUUUACUCUACGUUAAAAGAUAAGAUAUCUGGGGCUAAAAAGAGAGUAUUUAUGGCUUCUCUAUACUUGGGGAAAUCAGAAAGUGAAUUAAUUUCUUGCAUUUCAGACUCUUUAAGGAAGAACGGCAACCUUAAGGUGUAUUUUAUGGUUGAUGGUCUAAGGGGAACUAGGGAAACGCCUAAUCAAUGUUCAGCUUCUCUUUUAGCUCAAUUGGAAAAAGAGUUUGGUGACAGAGUUGACAUAAGGUUAUAUAGGACACCUGAAUUUACAGGAUUGAAAACUCUCAUUCCAAAAAGAUUUAAUGAAGGGUUGGGUCUACAGCAUAUGAAAAUAUAUGGAUUUGACGAUGAAGUCAUUUUAAGUGGUGCUAACUUAUCGAACGAUUAUUUUACUAAUAGACAAGAUAGAUACUACGUUUUCAAAAACAAGUACUUAUCUGAGUAUUAUUUUAAAGUUCAUGAAUUGAUUAGCAAAGUCAGUUAUAGGGUUCGCUAUUCUAAUAAUGAGCAGAAAUUUGAAAUGAAGUGGCCCGAGUCUAACAUUGCCAUUGAACCUAUGAAAAAUAAACAUGAAUUCAUAAAACAAUGUAGUGGAGUCUUCGGAACGUUUUUGAAAGGUCAACCAUCAAUGGGUAACGGCCACCUGAUCAAUGAUUUCUCACAAUAUCCUACCAUUGUUUAUCCAGUUUCACAAUUUACUCCUUUAUUUCAUAAACAUAAUGACCUUUCUACCGAGAAACCAGGUAUUCUUUCCAUUCUUUCCUGCAUAUCAAAUCCUAUGAAUAAGUGGACGUUUACCGCAGGUUACUUCAAUAUGUUACCAGAAAUUAAAGAACGUCUAUUAGCUUCUCCGUCAGUAGAUGGGAAGGUAAUAACAGCCUCACCAUACGCCAAUGGUUUUUUCAAAUCAUCAGGUAUAUCUAAGCAUCUUCCAGACGCGUAUCUAUAUCUUUCAAAAACCUUUUUGAAAGAUGUCCAUAACUAUGGGAAGGAUAAUCAUAUAAAAUUAAGAGAGUGGAGAUAUGGGACGGUAAACCAGCCAAACGGUUGGUCCUACCACGCAAAGGGGUUGUGGAUAUCUGACCACAACAAUGACUCAAGGCCCUGCUUAACCAUAGUAGGAUCAUCUAACUACACAAGAAGGGCUUAUUCGCUUGAUAUUGAAACUAAUGCCAUUGUCUUAACUAAAGAUGAUGAACUGAAGACAGCUAUGCAAGCUGAAGUGGACAAUAUAUUGAAAAAUACAACAGAAGUUACCUUAGAUGUUUUUAAGAAUGACGAAGACAGAAAAAUCAGUCCAGGCGUAAAGCUUGCCACUAAGAUUCUUGGAGGGAGAUUGUGA